ACCGCAGCUUGUUUUUAUUUUUUCUUUCCCUAGAAUGAAAUAAUUUUUGGCAAAAAACAGAAAUUUUUUUUUAUGGCCAAACCGCUUCGAAUAUAGUACUGUAUUAUUUUGGAUUCAUCAUCCCUUGAAAUAGAAUUCAGAUACGGGUUGGAGGUUUUGAGAAAGUAGGGAAUGGCGUCUGCUUCCACAACUCGUGCCAUUUCCAUUAGCGUUGGCUGUUACAGCAACGAACAUCUUCUUUUGGGCCAGUCCAGAAGCAGAAGUAACAUCGCCUUGCAACUUCAUUUACGUCCGCCUUCCUCCCUUCUUACUUUCUCUCGCCGUCGAAGUAAUAGUGCUAUCACUUCUACCAAGAAGAAGAAAAAGAGUUCACCCAGGAAAGAUACCGAGGAAGUUGAUGAGAUACAUAAAGAUGCUUUUGAGGCACUCUUUCAGCUGCUGGAAGAAGAUCUGAAAACUGAUGACCGAUCCGUGAACGAUGAUGAUGAUAUAACUGAGGAGGAUCUCGAGAAGCUUGAACGUGAACUGGAGGAGGCACUGGAGGAUGAGGAACAACUAGGAGUAAUUGACUCAAUUGCUGAUGAGAAAAUUGAGAGCAAGACUGAAGAUGAAGAAUCAGUAGCAGAAAAUAACAAUGAAGAUAAUGAAGGUGAAGAAAUGCUAGUGAAUUUGAAAAAUUGGCAACUUAAGAAACUGGCAUGUGCCUUGAGAAAGGGACGACGCAAGUUAAAUAUAAAAGAUCUUGUUGCUGACCUAUGCCUUGAUAGAGCUGUUGUUCUUGAAAUACUUAGCAAUCCUCCGCCAAGUCUUGUACUGCUGAGUGCUGCCUUACCUGAUGAACUUGUCCCCAGAAUGAUAGAGCCAGAAAACAAACUGCAGGAGCCUGUUCCUACAGAGAUGAGUGAUGCUGCAAAGCCAGAGGCUAAGGAGGAAGCGCCAGUUCAUGUGAUGCAAAGUAGUUGGUAUGCUCAAAAGAGGCUAAAGAAAGUCCACUUAGAAACCCUUGAACAAGUUUAUAGACGAUCAAAGCGGCCCACUAAUGCCAUGAUUAGCAGCAUUGUGCAUGUGACAAAUCUGCCUCGGAAUAGAGUUCUGAAAUGGUUUGAAGACAAACGGUCUGAAGAAGGGGUUCCUGAUCAUAGACUUCCAUAUCAACCAUCAUCUAAAUCUUAAAUAGUACUUUCCAUCUGAGUAGCAGCUAAGACACUAAUUUCUGUAUGUUAAACUGGUUUCUCAUGCUAUCAGAUACUAGAAUUAUUUGAUACCGUUAGCUUCCUUAUGCUAUUUAUUUUACUGCAGCUAGAAUAACAGGAGCAAAUAGCAGUACCCUCUAUAAAGAUAAGAUGGUGAUUAACAAAAUGAAAUGAACAUCUUUAGUUCGUGA
Messenger RNA from Capsicum annuum, 1384 nucleotides. Its product is annotated as protein OVEREXPRESSOR OF CATIONIC PEROXIDASE 3. Gene Ontology annotation, cellular component: nucleus. The record is from RefSeq and is a predicted model, not a curated record. Lineage: Eukaryota; Viridiplantae; Streptophyta; Magnoliopsida; Solanales; Solanaceae. The transcript is spliced from 4 exons. Bases 172 to 1173 code for a protein of 333 amino acids. Gene Ontology annotation, biological process: regulation of transcription by RNA polymerase II. Gene Ontology annotation, molecular function: DNA-binding transcription factor activity, RNA polymerase II-specific; DNA binding.